AUGGCGUACUCUCCUGAGCAAUACCAAGCUAGCAAGGAACGCAUCAAAGCAGCACAGAAGCGCUACUAUCAGCGCACACGCGACGCUCGCUUGUCGUAUCAAAAGAGCUACGACGACAAGAAUCAGCUCGCAAGCGUCAACCCAAAACCGAACUUAUUGAUGGUGAAGUCGAACUUAAUAAUGAAACCGAACUUAAUGAAUUAA
Phytophthora sojae is the source of this 204-nucleotide messenger RNA. RefSeq lists its product as hypothetical. NCBI's taxonomy places the organism in Eukaryota, Oomycota, Peronosporomycetes, Peronosporales, Peronosporaceae. The record is from RefSeq and is a predicted model, not a curated record. The transcript has a single exon. The coding region runs from base 1 to 204 and encodes 67 amino acids.